Molecule: messenger RNA, 573 nt
Organism: Cryptococcus wingfieldii CBS 7118
Lineage: Eukaryota; Fungi; Basidiomycota; Tremellomycetes; Tremellales; Cryptococcaceae
Exons: 5
Coding region: 1-573 (190 amino acids)
Biological process (GO): carbohydrate transport; transmembrane transport
Cellular component (GO): membrane
Molecular function (GO): carbohydrate:proton symporter activity
Source: RefSeq, a predicted model, not a curated record
AUGUUAUUCACCAACAAGUCAUCCGACAAACCGAAACCUUCUCGCUGUGCGCCAGACAGGGACAGCACAUCAACACUCGAAAGCCUCAGAGUCGAGCUUCACACCGACACGGCAAAAUAUGUCGAAGACAGCGAGGCCUUGGCUAACGCUAUCGCCCUCAAUGAUGUCUUUGCGAACCCGUUGGUCGUGGCAGCUGCUUUUAGUGCCUGCAUGGGCGGCCUUCUCUUUGGAUUCGAUCAAGGUAUCUUGUCCAUCGUCUUGACCAUGCCCCAAUUCCUGUCCCAGUUUCCCGAUGUAGACAAAGACGCCUCAUUCUCUGCCGCUUUUAACAAAGGUAUCAUGACUGCGCUCUUGGAGCUCGGCGCCCUCAUCGGGGCUUUUCAAGCUGGAUUUUUCAUCAUCGGCAGUAUCAUCCAGACCACGUCCUUUUCCUUUGCCCAGCUCGUCGUAGGCCGCUUCAUUGGCGGCCUUGGUGUCGGUCUCUUAUCUGCCGUAGCGCCCGUGUACAUAUCCGAAGGUGAAUCACUCACUCAACUCAUCUCCCGUGCUGUUGGUAGACACGUCCAUUUCUAA